Messenger RNA from Quercus robur (English oak), 510 nucleotides. RefSeq names its product probable glutathione S-transferase. Lineage: Eukaryota; Viridiplantae; Streptophyta; Magnoliopsida; Fagales; Fagaceae. The record is from RefSeq and is a predicted model, not a curated record. Gene Ontology annotation, cellular component: cytoplasm. Gene Ontology annotation, biological process: glutathione metabolic process. The coding region runs from base 1 to 510 and encodes 169 amino acids. Gene Ontology annotation, molecular function: glutathione transferase activity. The transcript has 3 exons.
AUGGAUCCCAUUCACAAGAAGAUCCCAGUUCUUAUCCACAACGGGAAACCAGUGUGUGAGUCUCUUGUCAUUGUUCUGUACAUUGAUGAGGCCUGGAAUGACAAAUCUCCAUUGUUGCCCUCUAAUCCUUACCAGAGAGCUCAAGCUAGAAUGAUUACCGGUUUCUCAAGUAUCAAGGAGGUAUGGACCACAAAAGGAGAGGAGCUAAAGGCAGCAAAGAAGGAAUUUCUUGAAACCUAUAACAUAUUGGAGGGGGAACUUGGUGACAAACCUUACUUUGGGGGUGAAAGACUAGGGUAUGUGGGCCUUACUCUUAUCCCUUUCUACACCUGGUUCUAUUUUAUUAAGACCAUAGGGUGUUUCAAAAUUGAGGCACAGUGCCCCAAGAUUGUUGCAUGGGCUAAGAGGUGUAUGCAGAAAGAGACUAUCGCCAAGAUCCUUCCUGACCAGAAGAAGGUUUACGAGCUUCUUGGACAGUUUAGGAAAAGGGCUUGGUUUGGAGUAGACUAA